GCUAGCUCCCUCGCUUAUCCGGUGAUCCAGUUUGUGAGGUCGCGGUUCAUCCUCGUCGCCACCACCUCCAACCUUGCCUUGUAUUAACCCCCUCUCCUCGUCGCGAGCUAUUGCCAGCUUAUUCCUCGAUCGCUCGCAGUCGCAGAAUCCUCUCCAAUAUUCUUCGCUCCAUCGAUCAUCCAUCCCCUGCUCUCUUCGGUGGUGAUCAGUGCGAUCCACCAAUGGCUGCCGUCGUGAACGCGCCAGCGGCUGGUUGUUGCACGGUGGCGGCCCGCUCCUCCGCUUGGCAGCAGCAGCAGCUGCCGCCGUUGAUGAGGGCGAGGAGGUCAAGCAGGGCGCCCGGGCGGCUGGUGGCGGUGGCCGCGGUGGGCGACGUGGCGGCGGAGGGCAACACGUACCUCAUCGCCGGCGCGGUCGCCGUCGCGCUCGUGGGCACGGCCUUCCCCAUCCUCUUCUCGCGCAAGGACACGUGCCCGGAAUGCGACGGCGCCGGCUUCAUCCGCAAGGCGGGCUCGACGCUCCGGGCCAACGCGGCGAGGAAGGACCAGGCCCAGAUCGUCUGCCCCAACUGCAACGGCCUCGGCAAGCUCGGGCAGAUCGACAAGCAGUAGCUCUAGCUCAUGCUAAUUCAUUCACCAAGCACUAUAUAUACAUUAAUUACAGUGAAUUCGGUUCCAUAAUCCAUGCCGGCUCCAUCGAUCAACCGACGCUACAACAAUAUAGGUAGAGAAAUAAUGUCCCAAUUUGCUGUCAACUGGUGUGUGCUGUAUACGUGCCCGUUUGAUCAUCAUCAGCGUGGGUGAAAAGGGUAUACCGGGCACUCUGAAUCUUUUCUGACAGGUUUUGAAAUUUGAAUAAGUGUAUUGGAUGAAUGUGAAUGUCAUUUUUGUCUGUAAUUUUCUUUUUGUCACAAAACAUAUCAGCGUAACGCUGGCAGUGUUUAUCAUUUGUCUCCACCCAUGCAUUUUACCAUUAGUAAGGCCUGCUGGUUCUGAAUCUUCCCUGUACACUUUAUCUAUUUGGGGCUCGUUUUGUAUGGGAUCGGUCGUUCCUCUCUUCUAAACUUGUAAUGAUCUCUCUCAUGUUGAAGUGUGCUGCAUUGCAUGUGGUGGCCACUUUGUAAUAAUAAGAACUCUUUGCAAUUCUUAUCUA
Messenger RNA from Panicum virgatum (switchgrass), 1152 nucleotides. RefSeq lists its product as uncharacterized. Gene Ontology annotation, cellular component: chloroplast thylakoid membrane. The transcript is spliced from 2 exons. The record is from RefSeq and is a predicted model, not a curated record. NCBI's taxonomy places the organism in Eukaryota, Viridiplantae, Streptophyta, Magnoliopsida, Poales, Poaceae. Bases 222 to 611 code for a protein of 129 amino acids.